Molecule: messenger RNA, 5025 nt
Organism: Geodia barretti
Lineage: Eukaryota; Metazoa; Porifera; Demospongiae; Tetractinellida; Geodiidae
Source: the annotation of a GenBank genome assembly
GCUUCAAAAAUAAAUUAUAUAGCAUAACAUACAGUGUUCAAAUUCGCCAUACAAUGUGACUAUAGCAGAGAGAAUGGCCUUGGUAGUGAUUGAGUACACAACAUCACAGAUCAGAGAGAGAGAGAGAGGUUACACACAGACAAGACACUCAGACUCGGGCUAGUUUCAAUCUCAGCAGCUCGACCCACUGUUGACUGUCUUCCACACUGUUACCUAGGAAAUACCACGUUCUCGAGGGCAUGAUAAUGCGGAAACAAAACUCCUUAUCCUUGGACGUGUCCAAAUCUACAGAAAUUGCUUCCGUGAGAUCCAGUGUACCCAGUGGUUUCUUGUGUUGUUUGGUGCGGUAAUACGACAAGUUCUGGUUUCGCAGGAUGAACCAACGGACGCGCCAAGUCUUCCGAAUCCGUCCCUGUUUGGUGAGGUAGCCCUCCUUGGACGAAAUCGCCAUCGUCCGGGUGCUUGUUGUUGCUGUCAUGGACGAUGAUGACCCGUGGCUCGGCGAGCUCGAGUCCGUAUCACUGUCACUGGAGUCAUUGAUGUAGUUGGUGACCGCAUGAUGAACUACUUCCGUGUAGAGAUGGCUCUCCUCAACAAAUCUCGAGUAAGGAAAUUUUAGGACCACUCUGAUGUUCGAGUCCCCACCGAUAACCGGUUUUUCGAGUUCGAAGUGUCGUUUCAGCCCCCGAACGCUCUCAAAGGAGCUGUUCCCGAAGUGGUACCGGCCCCCCGGGCCAAUGGUGAUCCGGACGUGUUGGACAGAGCUCGAGAGUUUCACUGAAAGAACGUAGCCCUCCCCGUCGCUCGAGGAACGGAGGAGAAAGGUUCCUUCGGGCGCGUUGUCGAUGAGCAUGCACUCGGCUGCGUGUCGUGUGAGUUGGGGGUGGAACCAGUCCAGUACCUCCAUGGGGUCGUCUGAUAGGUUUGUGAGACUCCGAGCUGCUGCUGCUCCCCGUCCUCCUCCACCGUGCGGCUGUGGUGGGCGCAGUCUGUGCAAAAGAUCGACACUAGAGCUUCUGGCGGUCGCCAUCAUCUUGCCGCGAGGCCGGCCGGCUCUCUCUCUUCCUGUGUAUGUCCGCCCCUGGCUCGGAAUUUACCCGCCCCGGAGCUUCUCUGCUGGCAUUGGCAACACGCUAUUUGGUGCGCGAGAAUACGCAUGCGCACUGUGAAUUUCCAUUACGUCAUUAGUUUAAGCCUGAAAGAUGGUUCCUUGCUUUGAGGCCCGUAGAAACCUUUGUUCCUACGGUUUUUCCAUCAGUGUUGAUCAAGAUUCGAAUCUGAGCUACUAGCUGUGGCGAUGAUGUCUUUUGUGUUGUAUAUAUCUAUGUUUUUUUUGUGUUGCUCUGAUGGUCAAAGAAUUUUCCUUAUCAGAUGAGGAUUGAAGUGUGCAGUAAGUGUGCCUUCCAAAACUCCCUCAGAUGAUGACCAUAAGACCUCAUGAAAGGAGCUCAGUCUGUACUGUGUUUGUGUAUUCGUGUGUGUCUUGCCGAUGAUGUAAACCUACAACGUAACUGAAAUUUAUGGUUCUCAUUGAACCCUUUUGUGACGAGAGGUUUUCUGAGGUAAACCUGCAUACACACUACACAACUAAAAUAGGUAAAAGACACUACUCGAGCAGAGCCUAGCCCAGCAGCGCGGGCCGCGCAAAGUAGCGCGAAAUUAUGCGCAUGCGCGCGUUCGAACCGCUGCUGUGCAUGCACAUGCACGCACACACACUGCUAAGAAACCGGCCUGCUAGACGUUUCUUAUAAAAGCAAGCUGCUUUUUAUCGUUUCUCCGUCUGUAAAUUAUCCGGCUGUGCGGCGACUGAGAGAACUGUACUGCAGGAACACUGGUAAUUCGUCGCAUAAAGCAAGCCAAAAUGGGAUCUUACGCCGCUACAACUCUGCUAUUCGCGGCUGCAUUGCUGCAUCUCAGCAGCGCCCACGUACGACUAACCUUCCCGCCUGCCCGGACUCCUAACUACGACUUUCUAGACAAUGUUCGCACUGGAGGACCAUGUGGAGUCCCAGAUGCUGGCGAAAGCGACCCAGUGACGACACUAGUGGUGGGCUCUUCCCUGAACGUCAGCUACCACCUUGCCUACCCGCACAGGGGCGGCAUUCGCAUCAAUAUACUGGACUCCAACGGCACCAUUGUGCACGCUCUUCUGGGACUCGACUCAUGGCGUCUUGAAGACGAUUCCACAGCAUUUCGUCAAGAGGUGACGCUCCCUGAUGGAUUUGUGUGCGAUCGCUGUGUCCUACAGUUGAUGCGACAGGCUGCAGAAUGGUCGGCUACUGGGGGCUACAUCUUCUGGUCCUGUGCCGAUAUCUCCAUCCAAAACAGUGUCCAGUGUGAUGAGAGCUACUGCUCGGGGCACGGUACCUGCAGCGGCUUUGAGUGCAACUGCGAGCGAACCUACUACGGAGAUUUCUGCCAGUACAAAGAUGAGUGUGAGGAUGCCAGUGACUGCAGCAACAAUGGAGAGUGUGUGGAUCUCAUGGGAACCAUCUUCCCCAGGAGACAGUGCUUCUGCAACCCUGGAUACUUUGGAGACGCCUGCAGCAGAGUGUCAUCCCUGUCUAAUGCAACCAUUGAUCCCAACCAGUAUACCGUCAGAAAUGCGCUCCACGACCGACUCACCAUGUAUGCCAGAAUCAUCGAGGAGGAGAAUGAAAUAGAGAUAGCUCUGUUGCACAACGGGACAGGCUACGCUGCUCUUGGGUGGAAGCCAACCGGUCUCGAUGCCGAUUGCAGAGCCCAAGCACCGGGAUUUUUCCCCGUCGGAACCAACCCACUGUGGCCUAAUGGACAGACUUUUCCAUUGGCUGAUGGUGUUUUGGUGAUCAACAACGGUGGUAAUUGGACCAGUGGGUAUGGUGAGGAAGAGGGAGAGGAGGAAGGAGAAGAAGAAGGAGAAGAGGAAGGAGAGGAAGAGGGAGGAGAGGAAGAGGGAGGAGAGGAAGAGGGAGGAGAAGAAGAGGGAGGAGAAGAAGAGGGAGGAGAAGAAGAAGGCGGCGGUGCGCCCAUCCACCCAAUGGACUGUGCCGACAUUGUCAUUGGUCAGGCUCGAGGCAACCUCUUCAGAGUUUUCGACUACUACUCUCGCGAUCGUGCCACGCCACGUCGAGACUACUUCUACGGUGGAGACGAUGACAUCACCGCUGCCGUCGGGAAAGAGGUCAACGGAGUGACUUCAAUCAUAUUCAGGAGACCUCUAUCAACAGGAGACAGUUCAGCUGACCACGACAUUUCGGACUCGCUAAUGAGGGUCAUCUGGUCCUUUGGUCAGGUGUACCCCUACUACUUCCACAGUCCCAAUUCUGGGAUCGAGGCAGAGACAGUCUCUAACACCAGGUUCUACCAGCCUGACGAGAUCAAGUACCACGGGACCCGCAACAGGGGGGCCACCUCCAUCAACUUCUUUGACGACACGUUUGUAUUUGACCCGAGUGCGUGCUCUUCUGGGUUCAACACCAGCUGUGACGACGAGGGAGAGUGCGAGUAUGCAGCUAACUGGAGGGUGAGCGGGGACUUUGUCGAUUUCACUGUAUCUGCCAGAGUGGAUCUUGGACGGUGGGUGGCCAUUGGCUUCUCUGACGAUAUCUUCAUGCCAGCAAGUGAUGUAGUGGUGGGAGCAGUAGACAACACCGGAUACUUUGUAACUGACAGGUAUGCCUCCGCUAGAAGCCAACCUGCAAUAGAUAGCGAACAAGACCUCGAACUAACCUCUGCCGUCCACAACAAUGGAAUCACCACCAUUUCGUUCCGACGUCCUCGUGUUACCGACGACACCAACGACAUUUCCCUUAACGAGUGCCGUUACUUCCUGUUUGGGUGGGGUGGCCCUGCAACCGUGGCAACUGACACAAUUGGGUACCACCCGACCACGCCUAUUGUGUCACAGGAGAGGAUCUGUCUUCCCUUACCAACCAAUUGUCAAGACAAUACCAUGGCAACCGCUUCCACUGCAGGCAGUACCAUGGCAACCGUUUCCAUAGUGACACUGGUCCUGGUGACCUUUCUCACUAUGUUAUUUGUCUGACCCAUACAGUGACAUAAUAGGCAACUGUUACUGGUACUUUGCCAUGGAACUAUAGCCCACAUUGUUAAACAUCAAGUCAUAAUGUGUCGUCAUUCAUUCUCGUGUGUUUAUUAUAAUGGUGUAUUUUUACAACGUGAUCAUGAUACAUUACAUAAUGUGACCAUAGAAAAUUCGCACCUAUGGUAAAAGAAAGUCCAAAAAAAUUAAAUCUUUGAAAACUGUUAAACAGUGCUGCAGGAGGUGAUACGGUAAAAAUAAAAAAAUACUGCGACAUAACUGAUUUGCUGGAAUCUAGACAAGACUAGUUUCAGUGAGCAUCAGUCGUUGCUUCAUGUGUAGUGACGAGGGGACGCUGGAAUGAGCUGACGAAGUGGGAGGGGCUUUAUGAGAUGACAUCAUUGGUAGGCCCGAGGGGUGUGUCUUUGGGGAGGGAUAGUGGGCGGGGUCUUUGUCUGGGGGAGGAGGCUGAACUGGAUCGGACAUGGGAGUUCCUGAUUGCAUCGUACUGUCUGACAGUUGGUUCAGCCUCACCGAGGGAAGAGUACGAACCCUCACUCGAACCAUAACAUUUCCGCGGGGGGGCGGCCCCCAGACAACUAACCGAUUUGCUGGGAGGGGAGAAAUCGAGAUGGGAGUAGUCCUCGCUUGACGAGGAGACCCCUGUUGUUUGGUCUCUAGUCGAUAGCUGUCCUACAGGACGAGAUAGACCUCUGUCCUGAAUGGUAACGCAGCUCACCGCCCCUCCCACAAGUUGAGCCGGGGAGUGAUGAGAAGGAGGGGGACCCUCCGAUAAUCUCCUCUCGCCCCGGGGGGUGGGGUUUCGCUCCACCCCCCACAGGGGGUUGGCCACACCCACAUUGUUAAGACUGCUCGUGCUGGCUGUGGGGAUCUGGUACGGUUGAGCAGCUGUCUUCACGUGGGCGCGUCGGGGUUCAUGGGGAGGGGACCCUGAUCCCGGGGCAGCGAGAGGGACCACCCCGAGUCGUUGAAAUUUGUUU